CGGAAGUGUAUCAAAUACUUCUCCCCACUAUAUGGAGGUUUUAAACAGGACUGUGGGAAGAGGAUCCAGAGAGCAGAUCCCAUCAUUCAAUAAAGAUGACUGAGGCCAUUCCAGGGGCAUCCAUGCAUGCCCAUGCCAUGACACUAGCUCCACCGUGACACUAGCUCCACCAUGCCACUACCUCCACCAUGACACUAGCUCCACCAUGACACUACGUCCACCAUGCUUCAAAGAUGAGGUGGUAUGUUUUGGAUCAUCAGAAGGUUUCUUUUGUCUCUACACUUUUGCCUUCCCAUCAAGGUUCACCUUUGUUUCAUCUGCCCAUAAAAAUUUUCUGGCUGAUCUCUGUACCUCUUUAACAAAUUCUAACCUGGCCUUUGUAAUUCUGCUGCUGACAUCUACGAAUAGUAGAUUGGAAUACUUUCACCCCAGCAUUCUGGAGGUUGUUGGUGAUUUCACAGACAUUUGUUUUAAGGUGGUUUUUCACAUCUGUUUAUGUUUCUAUCAUCACAUGCUGUUUUCCUUGGCCGAUCUGUCACCAGUGGUUUCUGUCUUUUUCAGAAAGUCACAAACUUUUGAUUUGGCCAUGCUCAAAUUUUGUUCUAUGGUGUUCAUGUAUAAUUAUGCUUAUUGACACAGAACGAUUCCAAAAGAAGAUAAAACAGAGACUAAUCAUUCACAGCACAGUUUUGUGUGAACAAUCAAUGCAACAGAGAACACCUGAUCAAUUAAAAACACCUGUCCCAAUACCUACGCUUUUUUUAAAAGGGAGGACAGAAAUCUCUGACAGUGCUGUUACUCUUAGUUGAUAAAACAUGCAUCAGAGUGGACAGAAAUAAAAGGUGCUAUACUGUACUUUUGACUGAUAUUCAUCUUUUAAUUGUGUUUUCAUAUGCUUUGAGUGGUAUUGGGACAGUGAAUCAAUGUUGCUUUCACUGUCCCAAUACUUAUGUAUAUAUGUAUGUACCUAUUGUGAUGCACUCCCCUUGCUUGGCCACAGAGAUACAAAACAUAGGAGAGCACGGACCAUGAGACAGCUUGUGUGGUGAGCACUUUGGCCAAAUGGAAGGUUCCAGUGUUAUAUACAUUUACAUUAUUCAUGAGAUACUGUAUGCUUUCUUCUCAUCUUGCAAUCUAACGCCAGUUCGUCAUGGCAAAUGAGAAUUGGUUCUUAAGAGCGAAGGGAGCAAUUGACUCAGCUUGUAAGUGAUUAAUUCAUUAACUAAUUCUAUUAAAUUAUACUUGCACCCUAGUUACUGAUUGAUUCAACAUGUCCAGCCGGCACUAAGCCCAUGUAGGAUGUUGGGGCCAAACAGGCUCGGCUGGGGUAGCAAAGGUCUAUGAGAUUCCUUCAUCUCUUCAUCAAGUCUGCUUUCAGGUAGCCUGGCCGAAGUCACAAAUCUUUUAUCCUCCAGUCUUCAGAUCUUCUCACAUCUUUUUCAGAUUUGUGAAAACUUUACUCUUUAGUCCCCUCUACACUUCCAAUUCUCAAAAUCUCUAUGGCUUAGUGAGCAGAAACUCUCUCUGCAUUUCCGUCUGUUCAUCCGCCUGCAUGUCCAUCUGCCGGGCUGGUGGUUAGCCAGGUCGUUGGGCUGCGACGGUCAGCUCCCAGUGUGGGAGAUGAGAUGAGAGAAGACAGGGCACAGAGGUCAUGCCAGGCGGGCUGGACAGCAUCACCGCAACACUUUGAUCACCACAGCACUACAGAGCGGCGGUGGCUCUACGAUGGGGACUGAGCAUAACGCUGUGUCCUGUUAUCCAGAAAGAAGAUGAACACCCUGCUUUUAACGCCCCAUCCACCCCCUCUGUCCCUGAAUCAAACCCAAACCAUUUCUCAUCCUGAGAUCUACACAUAUCACCUCACCCCAGGCUACCAGCUCAACAGCAGCUGUGACUGGCCAGAGGCGGGAUUCAACUCUGGGCCUGUCUGUAAUUGGACGCUGGGUGAAGACAUCCCCGCCCUCACGUUGCCCACCUUCACCCUGGCAGCGAAGGUCCGCGUCAUCAUCACCUUCGUCCUGUGUGUGCUGUCCGCCUUCUGCAACGCGGCAGUUCUCUGGGCGGCAAACACCAAUCAGAAGAGGAGAUCUCAUGUGCGCGUCCUCAUCCUGCACCUGACAGUGGCCGACCUCCUGGUGACCCUGGUGGUGAUGCCGCUGGACGCGGUGUGGAACGUUACGGUGCAGUGGCUGGCCGGCGACGCCGCCUGCAGGGUUCUCAUGUUCCUCAAGCUGCAGGCCAUGUACAGCUGUGCCUUCAUCACGGUCAUCAUCAGCCUGGACAGACAGGCGGCCAUUUUGGACCCGCUGGCCAUCAACAAGGCCAGAAGGAGGAACAGCAUCAUGCUGACCGUGGCCUGGGUGAUGAGCGUGGCGCUGUCUGUCCCACAGAUGUUCAUCUUCCAUGUGGUGACCAUUGUGAAUCCCGCCGUCUUCACUCAGUGUACAACCCGAGGCAGCUUCCUGUCCCACUGGCAGGAGACCGUCUACAACAUGUUCACGUUCAGCUGUCUCUUCCUGCUGCCUCUCGCGAUCAUGAUCGUGUGCUACACCAGGAUACUCAUAGAGAUCUCCAAGAGGAUGUCUAAGGGGAACUUGUCCUCCAACGAAGUGCACCUGCGUCGUUCCAAGAACAACAUCCCUAAAGCUCGCAUGAGAACCCUUAAGAUGAGCCUCGUGAUCGUGCUGUCCUUCAUCGUCUGCUGGACCCCCUACUAUUUACUGGGCCUGUGGUACUGGUUUUUUCCAGACGACCUGGAAGGGAAGGUCUCCCACUCCCUGACACACAUCCUGUUCAUCUUCGGUCUAUUCAACACCUGCCUGGACCCCAUCAUAUACGGCCUCUUCACCAUACACAUCCGUAAGGGGCUGAAGCACUACUGUAAGACAGCUACCAUGAUGUCCGACCUGGAGAAAGCUACAGCUUUAACAGGAUCGCACAGGUACUCCGCCUCCUCCCUGCCAUGUAAGAGACAGACAUCUCCGGCAAGGCAGGACAGGAUGGAAACCUUCACAGAGCAGGACGUGACGGGAAACUUCACAGAGCAUGAACGGGUAGGAACCUUCACAGAGCAGGACAGGAUAGAAACCUUCACAGAGCAGAACAAGAUAGGAACUUCCACAGAGCAAGACAGUGUAGGAACCGGAACAGAGCAGGACAGGAUAGAAACCUUCACAGAGCAGAACAAGAUAGGAACUUCCACAGAGCAAGACAGUGUAGGAACCUUCACAGAGCAGGACAGGAUAGAAACCUUCACAGAGCAGGACAGGAUAGAAACCUUCACAGAGCAGGACAAGAUAGGAACUUCCACAGAGCAGGACAGGAUGGGAACCUUCACAGAGCAGGACAGGAUGGGAACCUUCACAGAGCAGGACAGGAUGGGAACCUUCACAGAGCAGGACAGGAUGGGAACCUUCACAGAGCAGGAAAGGGUAGAAGACAGCAGUUAUAGUGAGCAGAGAAAGACAAACAGAAUGAGACCUGCCUGCAACAGGAGCAGAUUUUUAGUGGUCUACUACAAAAAUGGAGAAGGAGAUCCCGACUGGUCUGAGAGCAUGUUAUGAGAUGGAGUACUACACAAAGCUACGUUUUUAUAGCCAUGUCCCUGGUUUAUUAUUAUGUGAAGUGCACAUGCUUGUUAUGAUACACCUCAUAAACACUUCAUGUAGCAAAAGUAAGACAACUUUGCUGUCAUAACACCACUUUUUUUUUUUAUCUAGCAGAUGCUUUUAUCCAGAAUUAAGUGUAUUUAACUUAAGGGUGAAAAAAUUACAUAUCACAGAAAAUAGUAUGUUUUUCCUCAAUGAAUAAAUGAUC
Esox lucius (northern pike) is the source of this 3816-nucleotide messenger RNA. Its product is annotated as gonadotropin-releasing hormone II receptor. Gene Ontology annotation, cellular component: membrane. Gene Ontology annotation, biological process: G protein-coupled receptor signaling pathway. Bases 1770 to 3563 code for a protein of 597 amino acids. Lineage: Eukaryota; Metazoa; Chordata; Actinopteri; Esociformes; Esocidae. The record is from RefSeq and is a predicted model, not a curated record. Gene Ontology annotation, molecular function: peptide binding; gonadotropin-releasing hormone receptor activity. The transcript is spliced from 5 exons.